Messenger RNA from Microtus ochrogaster (prairie vole), 406 nucleotides. RefSeq names its product neutral alpha-glucosidase C-like (gene Ganc). The transcript is spliced from 4 exons. The record is from RefSeq and is a predicted model, not a curated record. NCBI's taxonomy places the organism in Eukaryota, Metazoa, Chordata, Mammalia, Rodentia, Cricetidae. The annotation marks the transcript as partial. Gene Ontology annotation, molecular function: alpha-1,4-glucosidase activity; carbohydrate binding. Gene Ontology annotation, biological process: carbohydrate metabolic process; N-glycan processing.
GUCUGGUAUGACUCUAAGACAUUUGCACAGUGGAAAGGAGGGUGUACUGUGAAGAUUCCAGUAACCUUGGAUACUAUACCGGUGUUCCAACGAGGCGGGAGUGUGGUGCCAAUGAAGACCAGUGUGGGAAAGUCCACAGGCUGGAUAACUGACUCCCCGUACGGACUCAGGGUUGCUCUGAGCACUCAGGAUUCUGCUGUGGGCGAGCUGUAUCUGGAUGAUGGCCAUUCAUUCCAGUACCUCCACCAGAACCAGUUCUCACACCGCAGGUUUUCAUUCUGUUCCGGUGUUCUGACCAGCAGGUGUGCUGAUGAGAAAGGCCGUUAUCCCAGCAAGUGCAUAGUGGAGCAGAUCUUGGUCUUAGGCCUAAGGAAGAAGCCAUCUUCUGUGACUACUCACUCAUCUG